Molecule: messenger RNA, 800 nt
Organism: Amoebophrya sp. A25
Lineage: Eukaryota; Dinophyceae; Syndiniales; Amoebophryaceae
Source: the annotation of a GenBank genome assembly
AAAGUAAACAAGAGGAAGCAUCCUCUUGGAUUCAUCAAUUCGGCUAUGGGUAAUUACAUGGGGCAACCAGCUGUUGUACCUUCUAGCAAUACUAAUGCAGCUUCGAGAAGUUGUAGUGCAGGAGACGCAGGAAAAGAUGACGAAGGAAGCAACGCUGGACCCUCUGGUCCAUCUAAAAUCGAAUACAUCGCAGGUCAAAACGGUGAUGAAUCAGGUGCUGGACUAAAGCCAGGCGAUGUCGUUGCUAAAGUGGGAAAACGGAAAGUCUUAUGUCUUUUCGGUGCGGCUGAAGAUAAUGUUAAAGCUGGUACGUUCGUGAAUGCGACUGAAGAUAAAGCGCCUCCAGUUGCAGCUCCUGAAUCCGUUGUGAAUGCGACGGGCGGCAGUAGUGCUGGGAAGAGUCAGAAUGGCGUCGUCUUUGGCGGUUCCUCGAGACACGAAAUUCGUGGCAAAGACCACUACAAGAGACUGAACCAGCCAGGAGGCAGGAACUAUUCUCCACCUACAGGCUCGGAACAUCUACAAAGCGUUAAUCAAUAUCCUGGUGGUCAGGGAGGUCAGGUGUUGCCCCACAACAUUAGCAGUACUAGUGCGAAUGGUGGGCAACAGCAACAACAUAACCAAGAUCAAGAGCAGGUAAUGAAGGUCGUACCAAAAGGCAGGCGAGCAGUCCCGGUGCUUGGCCAAGGCCAUCGCGGUAGGGACGAGAAGAGAAACGACAGAGGUCGGCGUCCAUCGGCUCCGAAUCGCAGAAACGGCACACUUGAUACGAUUUCUAGUAACCACAAGACUGCCACAAC